UAUUGCUUUUCUUAGCGAGCUAACCUUAACCGGAUAUAAAUGGUGCUGUAUUAGCAUCACAUAGGCUGGCUAUACAGUUGCUGUCUUUUCGAUGAAGAAGUUUUUCUUUACGUUUCUGUAGCUUUUUUAAAGUAGGGGUAUGUUUACCGUCUUACUGUUGACCUCCUGACGCAUAGCUGGAGAAACACAAAGCAGCUGGAUAUCUUUUGUGUGGAGGAUGUCGUCACCAUUAUACUACAACCAGGACAGUGUAACCCGCUUCAAGAAAAGAAAGGCUCGAUUUUCAUUCAGUGAAGUCCACAUAUUGCUGGAUGAAGUGAGGAAGCAUAGAAUGGUUGUUGUGGGCAAAUUUAACCGUGGAGUGCCAACAGACACGAAGAAGCGUACAUGGGCAGAAAUUACUGCACGAGUCAAUGAGAUCGGGGAAUGCCAACGCGAAAUCAUUGAGGUCAUCAAGAAAUGGUCCGAUUUAAAGUGUGACACUAAGCGAAAAGUGGCUGCGAUGCGGUCAGGGACAGUGCCCAACAGAGGCCUUAACUCGCGCCUUUCCCGAGACCUUAAUCCAACAGAGAAAAUAGUACUCCAGAUUCUGGAGAUGGACGACGAGGACCAGAGCACCGGCGAUUUCAGUCCGCUGGGGGAUGAUGAUGAUGUCCCAGAAGAGGAAGAAGAAAUGGAAGAGGAGGAGAUGAUUGGAAUGCAAAGUUCUCCCAAUGGUGGGAUAGUAUUGGCAUCGAUGCCUCCCCCAACUUCCUACAGCGUGAGCGGACUUGCACAGUCAGGGGACUCGUCACAGCCUGCUUUCGAUAUGCAAUAUGAACUACCUACGACAGAAGAUACCGAAACGGCUUUUGGAGAUUCAGAUGAUGAACAAAGAGAAGAUGCCCUCUCUUCAACUCAGACAACAAGGCCAACAGAAUACCAUCAAAUUAACAACGGCCCCCCAAAACAAGCACAAUGUCAGACGUCUUCUGGACCAUCAGCUUCCAGCCCCGUGCUUCCAGCGCCAGGUCAGCCCCCGCAGAGCACCAGAGACGGCUUACUGCAAAACGCAUCGCUGAGCCUCCAGGAGCAGCACGCCACCAACAUUCUGCUGGAGACUGUUUCCCGCUCCCUGGAGCUUCUGUCCGAGUCCGUCCAGCAGCUGGCAGAGACUCAGCAGGAGUUCGUGCGCGAGUCGCUGCAGCUGCAGCGUGAGACAGUGCAGGUUCUCAGAGACUUCACAGGCGGAGCCAUCGCGCUCAUGCAUGACAAACUGAACGGCCGGCCGGCGUUAUAACGGCAGGCCCCGCCGAUAGUUGCAUCACUGACUUUGUAUAUGGUCCUUGCGAGCUGGAACACGUCAGUUCUGGUGGACAACGCCUCUGCUUACUGUACUUUUUGAUAGUACUAAACAAAUUUAAUGUGGUUGUGUUUUUAAAACUUUAUUGCUAGGUGGAAUUGCUGUCUGUGUGGUCACAUCAGAGUGAGGUGGAGAAAUAACAAUGCUAGCCAUAAAGAAUGUGGCGUGUUUUUAAUUUCUUUGCUACUGAAAGUGGGACUCCUACCACUUACUUUUUUUGCAAACAUCUUUUAAGCCUUUACAGUCUUUUAAUGUUGACAUUGUAAAGAAUGAGUUUUAAAUUUGGGAAUGUCUUGAAAUGUGUUUUUGUUUCCCUUGCAUCAGUGUCUGGAGAUUACCACGUGUACUGUAACGGUUGAGUGGACGUCUGCACCUGACCAUCAUAUGGUCCUUAUGUCUAAACUGAACAAGGUGUGUCAGAUCCAUUGAAAAUAACUGUAUGUGAAGAAGUUGUGUCUGAUCUUUGUUUUUUAUAUGAUAAAUAUGAACACUUGAAUAUAAACGUUUCACUGAGUUUUCAAUGUGGAAUAAGCCAUCGCGAAGUGAAGUGAAGCUCAUUUUCCUGCUGUGAGCCCUGGUGGACACACUGCGGCUGCACAUGCUGCAUUUUAAACAUGUUAAAUAUGUUUUGCUUGAUAGGUUAAAUGUUUUAAUUACAAGAAAAUGUGGGGAAACUUAAAACACCAGCGAUGGUUAAACGCAAUAAAAACAACAGCA
Melanotaenia boesemani (Boeseman's rainbowfish) is the source of this 2059-nucleotide messenger RNA. RefSeq lists its product as uncharacterized. The transcript is spliced from 5 exons. Gene Ontology annotation, cellular component: nucleus. The record is from RefSeq and is a predicted model, not a curated record. NCBI's taxonomy places the organism in Eukaryota, Metazoa, Chordata, Actinopteri, Atheriniformes, Melanotaeniidae. The coding region runs from base 218 to 1279 and encodes 353 amino acids.